AUGAGCGUCAAAUACGACCGAGAGACCGGAGGAACAGCUGAGGGACACGUUUCCUACGACGCCGCCAAAGUGGAGAAGAAGAAGUUUGAUGUGACCUUGUUGUACGCUGAGCCUGAGUUGGCAGCUCAUCAGAGGAUGGUGGACGAUGGAUCUGGAAAGCUGGAGAUCUGGAGGAUCGAAGACCUGGAGCUGGAGCCUGUGGACCCGAAGACUUACGGUCACUUCUACGGUGGAGAUUGUUACCUGGUUCUCUACACCUACAUGAAGGGGCAUAAACCGGCCUACAUCAUCUACUUCUGGCAGGGUCUCCACGCCACCCAGGACGAAAUCGCGGCCUCCGCCUAUCAAGCCGUCAACCUGGACAACAAGUACAACGACGAGCCCGUCCAGGUCAGGGUGGUGAUGGGGAAGGAGCCACGGCACUUCCUGGUUAUCUUCAAAGGGAACCUCGUCGUUUACCAGGGAGGAACGGGUCGCCAAGGAGGGCAGGUGGCGGAACCCCCGGUCAGGCUCUUUCAGGUCCGGGGUACGGAUGAGAUGAAUACCAAAGCCACCGAGGUGCCCACCCGCGCUUCCUCCCUCAACUCCAACGACGUCUUCGUGCUCAAGACAGAGCAGACCACCUACCUGUGGUGCGGGAAGGGAUGCAGUGGAGACGAGAGAGAAAUGGCCAAGUCGGUGUCCAACAACCUGUCCAAACGAGAGAAACAGACCAUUCUGGAGGGGAAGGAGCCGGCCGAGUUUUGGCUCUCGCUGGGAGGAAAAGCACCUUACGCCAACGACAAAAGGUUUCAGGAAGAGGACUGUGCGGUGGAGCCCCGCCUGUUUGAGUGCUCCAACCAGACCGGGCGCUUCAUCAUGAGCGAGGUCAAUGAUUUCACCCAGGAGGACCUCGAUGAGGAGGAUAUCAUGCUGCUGGACACGUGGACCGAGAUCUUCCUGUGGGUGGGGAUAUCGGCCAACGACUACGAGAAGAAGGAAACUCAGAAGUCCACCAGCGAGUACCUUCAGUGCCACCCGGCUGGCCGCGACAUGGACACCCCCAUCAUCACCGUCAAGCAGGGCUUCGAGCCCGCCACCUUCACAGGCUGGUUCCACGCCUGGGACCCCCACAAGUGGAACCGAGAGCGGCUGAUCCACCAAACGCCACACGUUCUCACUUGUUGGAGGGGAGAGUCGGCUGAGAUUGAGUCGGUGACGGAAUCCAACAUGAAAAUGGAACCGGUUCCCCUCCCUACGAAGGCCUACGGGACCUUCUUCGAAGGAGACUGUUACAUCAUAAUGUUCGUCAAGAGGACAUCCACAGGCACCUCGCAGGCUCUGCACUUCUGGGUGGGCAAGGAAUCCAGCCAGGACGAGCAGGGCAGUGCCGCUAUUUUUGUCACCCAACUGGACGAUUACUUGGGCGGGGGCCCCAUCCAGUACAGGGAGAUGCAGGCGCACGAGUCCUCGGCCUUCAAAAGCUACUUCAAGAACGGCAUCGUGUACAAGAAAGGAGGGGUGGCUUCCGGCUUCAACCACGUGGAGACCAACAUGUACAACAUCAAACGCCUGCUGCACCUGCAAGGACGCAAGUCCAUCAUGGCCACCGAGGUGAGGACCCUCGCGAGCCGGAGAGAUUCAAAAAAAAGUAAUAGUGAGCCCCGCCUGUUUGAGUGCUCCAACCAGACCGGGCGCUUCAUCAUGAGCGAGGUCAAUGAUUUCACCCAGGAGGACCUCGAUGAGGAGGAUAUCAUGCUGCUGGACACGUGGACCGAGAUCUUCCUGUGGGUGGGGAUAUCGGCCAACGACUACGAGAAGAAGGAAACUCAGAAGUCCACCAGCGAGUACCUUCAGUGCCACCCGGCUGGCCGCGACAUGGACACCCCCAUCAUCACCGUCAAGCAGGGCUUCGAGCCCGCCACCUUCACAGGCUGGUUCCACGCCUGGGACCCCCACAAGUGGAACACUGUUAACGGGAGGUCCUAUGAUGAGCUCAGAAACAAUCUGAAAGAUGUGGCCUCCAUCUCACCUAUCAGCGCGGACUUUGACGACAAAGAGAGGAGGACGAGAAGCAGCCCGGGCCCCCCCAGCCCCACCUACGUCACCCACUCGGCCGGCUUCCCGGAGGCCCACAGCCCUCCCCGCCAGAGCCCCGAGCCGGGCUACGGCGCCUUCACCGCGCCCAUCGGAUCGGUGGCCGCCAACGGCAGGGACCGCUACCCUAAGGACGUGCUUAUCAACAAGACGGUGGACGAGCUGCCAGAAAACGUGGAUCCCACCAGGAAAGAGGAAUACCUGACCGAAGAAGACUUUCUGGACCUCUUCGGAAUGACCUUGGAUGAGUUUUCCAAUAAGCCGGGCUGGCAAAAGAAAGCAUUGAAGAAGCAAGCGGGAUUGUUUUGAGGGGGUUUUGAGGUGCGGACGGAUGGGGCGGGGAGUAUGUUUGGGUGGUGUGCUUGUGGGGGUGUUGGGGGGGGGAAGCGGGCAAUUUCUGCCCUCCGACCUCCGCUAAUCUAGUCUAUGAGAUUAUACAUUCGGCCAAUAGAGUGUCGUAGAAAUCAUGAUUCUUCUUUUUUCGUUGUUCUUAUCUCUGAAAUUUCCAUUCAGUGACGCAGAUUUAUAAAGGUGGUUUAACUGUAUAUGAUGGAGUUUGAAUAUUAUAGAUUAGGGGGGGGAGAGGGGAGGGUAGAGGGGAGGGAAGGGAUGAAAGGGGGGAAGGGGGGAGGGGGAAAGGCCCUGAAAGAGGGGCGUUGCUCUAUCUUGAAGAGACUCCAGGAGAGAGGUUAGCAUCCUGUCGAUUUUACCCUCCAGAGUAUGGAUAGCUCCAUCCCUUGUGCAUUAGACUUUGGCCCCGUCACCUCCCCUUCUCGAAGACGGUUUGCCCGCCUGCCCGCUGCGCCCGCCCCCGGUUUUGUUUUUCUUUCAGAAUUUAGACCGAGUUUAAGAAUUCUUCCACAAUCUGUCGCUCGUUUUAAAGAUCCUCGGUCGUCACUCACGGGAAAGCACCUUCAGAUCGCACCUGAAGACUUUUCCUCUUCGACCGCGCCUACGGUCACCUCCCUUUGCUCCCCGGCUCGGCCUCCAACUACGCCAUUGUUAACCACUCCGAGACUUAACGGGUCGCUGUGUAAAGUUGCAAGUUGUUGUUGUUGUUGUUGUUGUUGGGUCUGCUCAGCCUUCAGCCGCU
Callorhinchus milii (elephant shark) is the source of this 3169-nucleotide messenger RNA. RefSeq names its product villin-1. NCBI's taxonomy places the organism in Eukaryota, Metazoa, Chordata, Chondrichthyes, Chimaeriformes, Callorhinchidae. The coding region runs from base 1 to 2385 and encodes 794 amino acids. Gene Ontology annotation, biological process: cytoskeleton organization; barbed-end actin filament capping; actin filament severing. The transcript has 17 exons. Gene Ontology annotation, molecular function: phosphatidylinositol-4,5-bisphosphate binding; actin filament binding. The record is from RefSeq and is a predicted model, not a curated record. Gene Ontology annotation, cellular component: cytoplasm; actin cytoskeleton.